Hirundo rustica (Barn swallow) is the source of this 7047-nucleotide messenger RNA. RefSeq names its product acyl-coenzyme A thioesterase 1-like. Gene Ontology annotation, biological process: fatty acid metabolic process; acyl-CoA metabolic process. Bases 325 to 1584 code for a protein of 419 amino acids. The record is from RefSeq and is a predicted model, not a curated record. Gene Ontology annotation, molecular function: fatty acyl-CoA hydrolase activity. Lineage: Eukaryota; Metazoa; Chordata; Aves; Passeriformes; Hirundinidae. The transcript has 3 exons.
GCUUUGGGGUUUUUAAUUUAGUCUCGCUCUGUGAUCGAAAGCAAAAGCACUUGUCCUUCGCCAAGGACAAGUGCCAGCCUGUGCCCGUGCAAAGGGCCGGCGCCACCGUGCCCCCCGAGGCGGAGAGUCUGGAGCGAGGCGUGCUCUGAACUACGCCUCCCGGCAGCCCGUGCUGCUGGAGGAAGUGGUCACGGUGAUUCCUCCUGGACUUCGAGCAGGGCUUUUGACCCCCGGGAAGGGACAGGUCGCUGAGGCUGGUGUCUCACGCCGUUGCGGCGCCUCUCCGCAGAGAAGGGCCGCAGCUCUCCGCCCCGCCGAGCUGGCAUGGCGGCGCGGGUGUCCGUCCUGCCUUCCCGCAGGUGCCUGUUCGAUGACCCUGUGCAGAUCCGUGUGGCCGGUCUGCAGCCGCGGCAGGCGGUCACCCUCCGAGCCAGCCUGGUGGACGAGACCGGGGAGCUUUUCCAAGCCCACGCUCUCUACAGGGCUGGGAGCAGCGGGGAGCUGGACCUCAGCCGCUCCCCAGCGCUGGGGGGCAGCUAUUUGGGAGUGGAGCCGAUGGGGCUGCUCUGGACUCUGCAGUCCAAAACGCCCUAUAAGCGGCUGGCAAAGAGGAACGUGCUGACCCCUUUCUGUGUGGACUUGGAAGUGUUUGAGGGCCAUGGGGACAUGAGCCGCUUGCUGGGUAAAUGCACCAAUGAACGAUGGUUUCUAGCAGAAGGGGUGAAGAGGAUUUCGGUCAGAGAAGGUCGUCUCAGAGCAACCCUCUUCCUCCCUCCUGGACCUGGCCCAUUCCCUGGACUUAUUGAUUUGUAUGGAUCUGGAGGAGGUCUUAUUGAAUACAGAGCAAGUCUCUUGGCUAGCAGAGGCUUCGUGACUCUGGCUCUUGCUUACGUGUCCUUUGAAGAUAUCCCUGCUCUGCCAGAGAUUCUUGAACUGAGCUAUUUUGAGGAGGCUGUGAACUUUUUGCAGAAGCAGAAGCAGGUGAAAGAUACUGGGAUUGGUGUUUUGGGCUUGUCUAAAGGAGGUGAGCUAGCCCUUUCCAUGGCCACAUUUCUACCUGGCAUCAAGGCAGCUGUCAGCAUAUCUGGAAGUAGUUUUAAUUCCUUCGUUCCCCUGAAGGGGGAUGGCUUCACUAUUCCUGUCCACCCGUAUGACUUGAGGAGGAUGAAACUCAAUGAUGAGUCUGGAGCUGUAGAUUUUUUAGAUGUCGUAGACGAUCACACAGACCCAGCAACUUGGGAUUGUCGCAUUCCUGUGGAGAGGUCCUCAGCCAAGUUCCUCUUCCUGUCUGGUCUGGAUGACUUGAACUGGAAAAGUGACCUCUAUUGCCGGGAUGCUGUUGAGCGCCUUCAGCAGCACGGCCGGGAAGUGGAGUUUUACUCCUAUUCUGGAGCAGGCCACCUCUUGGAGCCGCCGUACUUGCCCCUGUGUAAAGUUUCCAUCCACAGGGUGCUUGGGAUGAUGGUGCGUUGGGGAGGGCACUGGAGAGAGCAUGCUAAAGCCCAAGAAGAUGCAUGGCGCCGGAUACAGGCCUUUUUCUGGCAACAUUUGAUGGACUCAGACACCCCUAAGAGCAAGCUGUAGUGGAAGCUGUCAUAGAUGCUGGCCAGGGAUGGUAUUUCAGCACUCACUGCAUCUUGGAAACUCACCAGAAGUUUCCUGGACUGCCUUCCUCUAAACCUCACUGUUGCAUAGUUGUUUAUUUUCAUUCCUCAAGUAAUUUACCAUUUUUUAGUUGAAUUUCAGUUGACUUCUGGCCCCAGCUUCACAGUGGAUUGGCACCAUCUAGUCUGUCUCUGUGCUGUAGUCUAAAAACCACCCAGCAUCCCGUCAUCUAAAUCUCAUUUGUCCUGAGCUAUCUUUGCUCUCAGUCUGCAACCAUCUCCUUCCAUAAGAGGAAAUACUCUCACAGGGGGAGUUUUCCAUCGAAUGGUUUAGUCUUGCACCUUUAACUAACCUACAUAUAAACAACAAUUUUGUUGGACAACACAUUAGCACACUCAUCUUUCCUCCUGGUAGAUUGUUUUCUCCCAUUUUGUAGUAACAAGGUUGCAGUAGUUCUGAUCUCAGCUAAGGGAAGAGGCACUCUUCUGGCUUAAUCUGAAGUGCAGUGAUAACAUUCUUUUUUCUGGUACCUCAAAGUGAAGUAAAGAAGUGAAUCUUAUGCAGGUUACCCUGGUUGUGUCUCCUGCUCACUCCACAGAAGUUCCAUAUUAAGGUAAAGUUUUCACUGCACUACUCAGUGAGUGCAAUGUGCAAUGUGUCUGUGUACGCACAGUUUGCUUGAGAUUUGAUUAUUUGAAUGAAACCUUCAACCAUCUGUGCACCUGUCAAUACAUUAAGGAACAAUCCUGGUGUAGCCACAAGCUGUUACUUCACUUGAUUGAAGGGGUCAUGAGCAGAAGUCCUCACCUCCUGUUGGGAAGAGAGGUGAUGGAAUCUGUGGAUUUGCACAGUGUUCAAGAUGGGGGUGAUACAGAUGUGCCAAGUCCUUGCUCUCAUAUGGUGAAAGUUAGCUUGUCUCCGUUUUGGGGAAGAACAGUAAAGCCACUGCUGCUGAGUUACCAGGAGCCCAGUGAGGUGGGCUGUCUCAGUGGUCUUGUCAUUUUCUGCCACUCCAGCAGACAGCUCUGGGCUCAGUGACAGCUAAGAAAUGCCGCUCUUCAAGAGAGGACUGACCUCACCUUCUGGGAAGAACGUGCAUUUUCUGACCCUUUACCAUUGUCCAAACCUGCUAAGGGGGCUGUAAUCUACCUUGUGCUUUUGUGGGGUAGUGGUAAACAGCAGCUAUAUAUCAAGUGGCAUCAGUGGAGCAAAUUUUCCGUCCUAGAGCAGUCAAGACUCACACCCUGACUAUAGAAGCAAGCAGGAGCUAGAAGUCUCUGCAUUGCACCGAGACAGAAAAAUCUUGCCUUUGACAGCGUAGUCCCUGGUUUCCAGUUCCUGCUGAGACAAAAGCCCUGUAGGAGCCUGGAUCCUGCUGAGGGAGAAACUGUGCCCUUGUUUUUCUUGCUUCAGGGAGCAGUGGUUACUCAAAAUAAGCACACUGGGCCUCAGAGGGCUGGAGACUCUCUCAUACAAUAUAUUCAAGACAGACUGUCCCUUCAGGUACUUCUGGUUUUCCUGAACCCCCUAUUCCUCAGACUGGUAGAUGGGUACCACCUAGGUGAAGGUGCGAGUAGUUAGAGUGGGGACAUCUGCUCACCCAUACCCAUCAUCAAGUUUUGUGCUGUUGCCUCUUACUUGAUUUGUUUGUCCCUUAUGUGCCUGUCGAUGUGGUCAUUCCAGAUGUUUAGCAAGUGGGUAGGACCGGCAGCAGAGCAACAUAACAACAAGUAAGUCAAACACAUUUAAGCACUUUCAUCUGAGUAAGGGACAUUGUCUUUUCCCUCAUUUUUCUGUUUUAUUGAAGCAGUCAAAAAACCCUGGGCUGCUGAUCCACAUUUUUUUCAGACUCAGGGCCUUAGGCUGCAAGUUUCUCUGUGGUAUGAGUAAUUAUGUUCUUUUAUUUUGACUGAACAUGGUGAGGUUUAUACAAGACAGUGUGUUGUUUUCCAGCCUGUGGGAUAACUCCCAUCUAUUUUAAUCCCUUCUGAGGGGAAACUGAGCUUUCCCAGCCUACAGUGGGCAGUUUACAGAUCUAUACUUUGAAUUACAAAAUUAUGACCUUCUGAGAAAACAUAUUAAUAUCGGAAGCUACCAUUACAAAUAAAAAUACUUUCCGUCAGUAAAUCAACAUUGUGAUCAGUGAUGCUUUUGCCCAUUUGUUAUGUUGUCACAUUUGGCAGUCAGAUUCACAAAAAGCAGAAAAUAGAGGAUGAAGGGAGCUGACUGGUGACUCCAUUGAUCACAACAGCACACAGGACCUCUUUCUUUUGUUGCUCUGGAAUGAAAGCUUUGCUACCCACUUAAAAGCCCUUUAUUUAUCGCUUGGAUGGCAUCUGACAAGAAAGACUGAAAAAGCUGAUUUAGCUGAGCAGCUCUGUGCCACAUACAGGAAAAUAUUCAGGGCAACUCAGUUGCACUGGGAAUACUUUUAAAGUUAAACUCAAAUUUGAAACUUACCUUCAGGAAAUAGAAGCUGGAAACCGGUGCCAGACUAAUAUAAAAUAUAUGGCUUAAUUUCAGUAAAACAUUUCUGCCUACUCUUAAGCAUGUUCUUCAGCAUUUUGUUGAAGACUUCGACUACUUAAUAUUUCUUCUGCUGAAGAGAUGAUUUAGACCAGUAGGGUCAUGGUUUUUUUCAAGACAGUAUUUUACUAAUUGCAGGCUGAGUCAGAGUGCUUUAUACAGUCUUUCUAGGCCGCUGAAUAUAGACAACAUUAUUCAAGAACAAUGUGAAAGUUAUUACUUAAUUAAAGAUAACAGACCUUUCGCUGCAAGAGAUCCUGUGCGCAACUGAUAAAUCUAAUAAAAAUUGGAUGGGAAAAUCUGUUCUUGUAAUCUGCUUGUAAUUGAAAGGUGCUUCAGAUAAAAUAGAGUAUCAAAGGACUAGCUUGAGCUGAAAGAUCUCGUCUUGAUUCUUAGUCACCCACUGUUUAGCACUCUGCUCUGCAUUUCUGUUUUGAGAAUAAGAAUAGCUUGUGACAAGCCUCUUAAGAACUGAGAAUCUCCCCACAUGUAAGCUGCUAUGAGGAGCAGUAUGUCUUGCAAUGCUUUUUUAGGGCAGGAUGAUUUCCCUAGCUACCAUGGAAUGAGGCAACAAUGGAGAGUGAUGAUUUGCCCAAUACAUUCUUAAAAUUUUCCACCUUUGCAUUGAAAACUGACCCUGAAGCACUUUGAUACACACACUCUAGCUUGGAGGGAACUGCAGAAUGAAAGUAGUCAAAAUGCCUUUAUUAGCAAAAAGUGAACCACAGGUGCAAAAGAGGUGAAACAUCUUUGAUAAAGUGGCUGUCUCUGCAGAAGUAGUGGGUAUUUGAAGCUUCAGUGGAAUUUUAAUAAGGACUAUGCUGAGCAAGAAAAUUUCAAUGCAAAUAGGCUCCUCUAAGCCUAGGAGCUUCUUCAGGUGAGGGAGUAUCACCUCUUCAAACGAGGUUGUUUCAUGGCCACAGAAGAGGAGGAAUGAAGUGAAAGAUGAGAUUAUAUGUUGUGUGGUGUAAUUUAGAAAUCACUUUUCUCAGUUUCUGUUCCCUGUGUGUGUUUGAAAGUCUAAAGAUUUUUUUGUUGUUGUUUUAAAUUCAAAACUUAGUCAGUUCUUUAAUACAUGACCAGAUAAUUUCUUAUCAAGCUGUGGGAGAAGACCAGUGGUGUUUAGUGACAAAAUACAAACAAUAAAUUUUUUUUCUAUUUCAGUAUUUUGCUAAAAACAAACAAACAAAAAAAAAACCAAAAAACCCCCACAAAAUUAGAAUUCUGCCAUUUCAGAAAAAAAAAAAAAUCGCUAUUCUACACUUUUUAGUGCUAUGUACAUGUUAUUCAGAAAUGGAAUCUGAGCCAAAUGUGGUAUAAAGCACAGAGAAAGUGAUGCUUUUUUAAGUUUGGGGAGAAGAUUGCAGCAUGCACUGCAAAAUAUCCCUGCUAUUUUUCAUUGUUGAGGAAAAAAAUUAAAUGCUAAGUCUUAAAAAUUUGUCUGUGCAAGAUUUGCAUUAAACCUAAAAAUGUCUGUAUCCUGACUCUGGAUAACACUUAGAGAAAAAUAAUUAAAUUAGUUACAUUCUAUUUAUUUAGGAUUGUAUCUUUUCAAUUACUUUAGCUACUGAACUUUCAACAUUUUGUGUUUAGACUGGGAAUUUAUAAACAUAAAUUAAAAUCACUUCGGUGAAAGGUGUGGUUUUGUUUUGUUUUCUUUUAACUCUUAAAAGAGUACCUUGCUGCACAGAGAGACAGUCAUGCUUUUUUUUCUGGUUAGUGAUCUAACUAAGAGGUAAUCCAGUGGAAAACAAAACAGAACAAAAAAACCAGAUUAAAAUGUUCUGCUGCAUCAAAGAAGGAAACAGCAGGAACAUGCAUGGGGUUGUCAGGAGAAGCAGAGGUGAGCGAUACCGUGCCAAGAUAAGUAAGAAUCUAGUACAGUUUUUGGUUAUGUUUGUAAUCACUAGUCCAGCUGAUUCUAAAUCGUGAAUCCGUUUCUGUGUCCAGUGAAGUGAGUGCUUGGUGGCUCACUGUGUGCUGCCCCUGUUUACAGUGGAUCUGGUCCUGAAGGAGUGAUGUGUUUGACUGUGGAUACAAAAUUGUGAAAUAUGGAUGUCAGAUGAGAGAUGAGCUGGAGAGAUGGCUCAAAGGAAAUGUCCUGGAUAGGAACAGAGCCUGUGCAUAUCUCUGCUUUCAUCUAGAAGAGGAAGUUUAAAUGCACUGCUAUCAUUUUAAUAUGCUAUGAAUUCAGCAAGGUAGUUUUGAAUCAAUAAUCCUGUGCCAUCCACAAGAGUCUGUCCCUGGACAGUGUUACUCUGACAUUCUCGAACAUCCAGUAGUAACUCAAAAUGGAUUGUUUUUGGCUGCACAGUGCUCUGACUCCAGUCCUUCUCCCAUGUCUGGGUUAUUUCAGAUCAGAGAUAUGUCUUCUUGAUGCAGGAAAACUACUUUGAUACCUAAUGACAUCACUACUGUUGUAGUGGAAGGAAAUGAGGCCGGUGGCCUGUACUUUUUGGUGGAAAUACCACAUUGAAUCACUAAGAGGCUCAGCACUUACUGCUUUCAUGGCGUUACACUCCAUGUAAAGCUGAGACCUCCUAGGCUCCACAUAGAUCAGCAAUGUGCAGGGGCAAUUCUGCUCUUUCAAGCCUUCUGGGGAAUCUUGUUCUUUCUAUGGCUGUCUUCCCUCACCUGAGGAUAUAAUGUCUGCUUUCUUUUUUUCCUCUAUCUUUAACAGUUUUGCUUUUGUCCCACUGACACAAACCAGACCAUUCCAAUUCCAGGGCACCCAAAAUCAAAAUUGUAACCCAGCUAGACAAAUCAAAAAUUAACCAAAAUAGAGGUAUGAAUUGUACAUAAGUUGUGCAUACAAAGAAAAGAAAAAAAGAAAGUGUACAUUCAAGGAGUAUCAAUUUUUCAAUUUCUCCCCCUCAUAAAGGGAAGUAUGUGAGUGUGUGGGCACAUGUCUGUUGG